GCCGCUGGACGUGGUACUGAAGUUGGGAAGAAGGAGAGGGAGGAGGGAAUGGUCGAAAAUUCAAGCGGAAAGCUAAGAGAUGAAGAGAAGAGCGUGAAGCCCGGGUCGGAGGUGAGGAGAGGCGUGCGGCACAGUCCAGUUGAAGUGAGUUACCGUCCGUCCUCCAAAUAUAAUGGGCUCGAGUACAGAUUGUGGUCGGCACCGAUUCUUUACCUGGAAUGAAGUGCAGAAACAUUGCACCCGCAGCGACCGUUGGCUGGUGAUUAACAGGAAAGUCUACGAUAUCAGCGAGUUCAGCAAAAAGCAUCCAGGAGGCGCCCGAGUGAUCGGGCACUACGCGGGGCAAGACGCGACGGACCCAUUUACUGCCUUUCAUAUUGAUAAGACACUGGUGAACAAGUACCUUAACUCUCUGUUGAUUGGGGAGCUUGCACCUGAGCAGCCCAGCUUAGAAUCAUGGAAAAGUAAAGAGGUGACAGAAGAUUUCAGGGAGCUGCGCGCCACUUUGGAAAGGACAGACCUCCUCCAGCCAAAUAAGCUGUUCUUCGCUGGACUCCUGGCUCACAUUCUGCUUCUUGAAGCCGCGGCCUGGCUCAACCUUUGGUACUUUGGAGCCUCCCUCUUCCCCUUUCUGAUCAGCUCACUCCUUCUGAGUACUGUGCAGGCGCAGAGUGGUUGGUUACAGCAUGACUUCGGACAUCUCUCUGUUUUCAGCAAAUCCAAGUGGAACCAUCUUGUCCACAAGUUUAUUAUUGGUCACCUGAAGGGUGCCCCAGCAAGCUGGUGGAACCACCUCCAUUUUCAGCACCAUGCCAAACCCAACUGCUAUCGCAAGGACCCUGACAUUAAUAUGCAUCCCAUCUUCUUUGUCUUGGGAAAGAAGCUUCCAAUUGAGGUGGGAAAACAGAAGAAGAAGUUUAUGCCAUACCAAUACCAGCACAAGUAUUUCUUCCUGAUUGGGCCUCCAGCACUGCUGCCUCUCUACUUCCAGUGGUACAUCUUUUACUUCGCUGUGACUCGCAAGCAGUGGGCGGACCUGGCUUGGAUGGUGUCCUUCUACAUCCGUAUCGGCCUGACGUACAUUCCACUGCUCGGAAUUCGAGGAUUCCUGGCCAUGUUCUUCCUUGUGAGGUUUGUGGAGAGUAAUUGGUUUGUGUGGGUGACCCAGAUGAACCACAUUCCCAUGGCAAUUGAUCAUGAUCAGAAUGAGGAAUGGCUGACCAUGCAGUUGCAUGCCACUUGUAACGUUCAUCAGUCUUUCUUCAAUGACUGGUUCACAGGUCACCUCAACUUCCAGAUUGAGCAUCACCUUUUUCCCACAAUGCCAAGGCACAACUACCACAAGGUGGCACCACUCGUGAGGUCCCUCUGUGCCAAACAUGGUCUGGAAUACCAGUCCAAGACUCUACUCACAGCCUUUGCAGACAUAGUCCACUCCUUGAAGGAGUCCGGUGAGCUCUGGUUGGAUGCGUACCUGCACAAGUGAUCAUUUUGGUGCUGCCACCUUGAAAAUGGGAGGGUUAUUCUGCAUUUUGUUAACUCAUGGGAUAUAAUUUGAGUUAAAGAAGCCAAAUCAUUGAGAAGACAGCAGCAAUUCUUUCUAAACAUAAAUACAGUUUGGGAAUCUGUUUUGAACUAUUACUGAUAAAUGGUGUCACCUUCUUCCACAUCACUGCUCCCCCAUUGUCACUACCAGCUACAACAUAGCCAGAAAGGCAGUGUUCAUUCUACUUCCAACACUGCAUCAAUCCUGAUCUCAUGAGAGCAGUUCUUCCUCCAGCUUCUGCCUUUUGCCAAUGCCCUACAAACCUAGUUGGCAAUUCAGUACUGCAAAUCCAUGCUCUCCAAAUCGUGCCUGCAACUUGGCUUUGAUGCAUGACCGCCAACAGUGGGAGACUGUCGAUCCCACAUUCUCUCUGUGAAUUCGGCAAAGUAUUUAAACGGUGCGUUAUUAUAAUGACACCUCAUGAAUGCUGAAAGAUAGACAUCUGUCUCUCUUUUGUCCUGCUUAUUUUAAACUGGUUAAUGCUGCACCAACUGUGGGCAGAACUUUCCAUGACAGUGGUUUAUGGAGGGUUUUUUUUUGUUCUGUGACCAAUGUGCUAGUUACAACAGACUUGUAUGCUUAAGUAUAAUUUGAUUAUUCAGUAUUUACAUACUCCAUUGAUGCCCAGGUCCAAAACCUAGGCAUCAAUGGUGCACACAAACACUAAAUAAUUAAAUGGGGAAUAAAACAGAAAAUGCUGUAAAUAUUCAGCAGGUUAGGCAGCGCCUAUAGAGGGAGAGCUAGUUAACCUUUCAAAGCAGUGAUCUUCUCCCUGUUGUUUUGAAAUGUCAUCCUUUUGAAACAUUAACUAUUUCUCUCUCUACAAAUGCUUACCAAUCUGUUAACUGGAGCUCUGAUGUUGUACAGAAAUGGUCCUUUGAAGUGAUAUUUUUGCCCAACUAUGCUGAUCUUACUUGUCCGUAUUUAGUCUGUAUCUUUCUAAUCCUGCCUAUUUAAGUGCUGAUUGAAUAUCUCUUAAACAUAGUAAAUUGUAUUUUGUUAAUGCAUUGGACUCCACCACCUCUGGCAAUAUGUUCCAUAUAAUUAACCACCCUUUGUGUUUUGAAAAAAUCUUACCCGUAAAUCUACUUUAAACCUUCCUUUUGGCUUAAACUACGCCCUCUUGUCUUUACGCCUCUCAAUCUGCUGCAAGGAAAUAAUUUUCCCUGCAGGGCUCUUUUAUUCCCACACAUUUACUUUGCCAGGUCCUCUCUUAAACAGCUGAUGCCAGCCUUCUCCCAGCUCAAGACCUUAACUCAAGCACCAACCUUAAUUUUUUUCCAUAACUAACUUGAAUUAACAAGGGAAAUAGAAAGAAAGAAAACAAAGACAGGACUUGUUAACAUGUGAAAUGCAGGUCAGAAUUAUUGUUGAACCAAAACGAGAAUGCGGGAAACACCCUGCAGUAUCUGUGGCGAGAGAAAUACAGAGUUUCUCCAUCUGUGGUUGGUGCCUGAAGAGAUCAUUGUGCAUUCAGAUCCACUUUCAGACUCAUUCAAUUGUUCAAAGUUCAGAGUAAGAUUUAUUAUCAGAGUACAUACAUGUCACCCCAUACAAUGCUGAGAUUCUUUCUGUGGGCAUACUCAGCAAAUCUGGAGAAUAGUAACUGUAAACAGGAUUAAUGAAAGAACAAGAGCAUAGAAGACAACAAACUAUGCAAAUACAAAUAUAAAUAGCAAAAAAUAACGAGGGCAUGAAAUAACAAGAUAAAGAAUCCUUAAGGUGAGAUAAUUAGUUGGAGGAACAUCUCAAUAGAUGAGCCUGAUGGUUGAGGGGUUCUUGAACCUGGUGGACUGAGUCCUGAGGCACUUGUACCUUCUACUUGAAGGGAGCAGUGAGAAAAGAGUAUAGCCUGGGUGGUGAAGAUCUUUGACGGAUGCUGCUUUCCUACGAGAACGUUUCAUGUAGAUGUGCUCAAUAGUCGGGAGGGCUUUACCCGUGAUGUACUGGGCAGAAUCCACUAUCUUUUGUAGAAUUUUCCACUCAAAGGCAUUGGUGUUCCCCUACCAGGUCUUAAUGCAGCCAAUCAAUACACACUCCACUACCCAUCUAUAGAAGCUUGUCAAGGUUUUUGAUAUCACACCGAAUCCCUGCAGACUCCUGAGGAAGUAGAGGUGCUGUUGUGCUUUCUUUACUAUUACAUUUAUACGAUAGGUCCAGGACAGGUCCUCUGAGAUAGUGGCACAGAGAAAUUUAGAGUUACUGACCCUGUCCACCCCUGAUCCUCCGAUGUGAAAUGGCUCGUGUACGUAGUUGAGACUAGGCCUUCCCACCCAGAGCUGGGUUUAUUCUCUCUGCUCAGUCUACACCGAUAGGGCCUGAUGUUCAUUUUCCUUGGGGGGGGGGGCUCACUGAUCUGAUGCCCUGUGUUAUAUCUGACCUCUGGUGUGCCUGAGUGGAGUUUACACAUUUUCCUGAGGUCCUAUGGGUUUUCUCUGGGUGCUUGGGUUUCCUCUCACAUCCCAAAGACAUGCUGGAUUUGAGGAUAGUCUUCUACUGAAAAAUUACCCCUGUCAUGCUGCCUAGUGGGAGAAUCAGUGGAGUAUUAAUGAGUGUCACAAGAAAAUGUACAGAAAUGCGAUCGAUGGGACUGAUGUAAUAGGGCUGAGACUUAAUCAGCUCAAUGGGCCCUUCUGCAUUGGAAAGAAAUGUAAAUAUUUAACUCUUGUGCAUUGAAAUGUAGCUUAGAGACUUAUUUGAGUUUGGUCUGGAGCUACUGUCUCAGAUACCCAGGUUUAAUACAGUUCAGUUAAUACAACAAUCCAGAUGACAGCUGAUGAACAACUAACCCAUUCAAAGACAAAUUUCUUAACUAUUGAACUCCAUACUUACUAAUCAUCUUGAUAAAACAUAUUGUAAAUUCAUGUAUUACUGUGCUUAGUGUAUUGUUACAAAAGGUUAUGUUUUUUUAAACUUUAUCAGGGCGGGAUAAAGUUGAGGUGAGGUUAUUAUUGAAAUGAUGACAUGCCAUUUAACUCCAGAUCGUGUGUUGUCACCAUUGAUGGUGCCACAAGUCUGGUAUAAGCUUUGAUAAUAAAUACUGGUGGUUAUUGAUGAAUCAUGCAGUGGCAAUAUAAGCAAUCCAGCUUGUCUAGCACUUGUUAUUUCAGAUGUAAUGUUCACAAGUCAGUGACCAUAUCCAGCCUCAGAUCAUAGGGGUCAAACCUGGAACAUUCGACUGCUGCCCAGUCAAAUGACUAUUGUUGCAUUUAAUCACCAGACCAUCUGUUAAUUGAUUGUGCUAAUAUUAUUGAUGCUAUGAACUUGGUUUUCCACUCAUAUUGCUGACAGAAAUCAGCUGCCCUUAAAUGACAUUCCAACAACAUUACAAUUACACCAACAAUGCCAAUGUUCCCCGGCGGGGAUUUUGUUUAUGGAGCUUUCUGAUUAGAAACAAUUUGAUUGGUUUGCUCUAUUGUUCUUCACUCAAUGUUCAUAUCUUUUACGUUAAAUAAAGCAAUUGAACAUCAGUAUACUUAACCAGAAUAUAUGGAUGUGUGUGA
Mobula hypostoma (lesser devil ray) is the source of this 5049-nucleotide messenger RNA. Its product is annotated as acyl-CoA (8-3)-desaturase-like. Gene Ontology annotation, biological process: lipid metabolic process. The record is from RefSeq and is a predicted model, not a curated record. The coding region runs from base 173 to 1486 and encodes 437 amino acids. Gene Ontology annotation, molecular function: oxidoreductase activity, acting on paired donors, with oxidation of a pair of donors resulting in the reduction of molecular oxygen to two molecules of water. Gene Ontology annotation, cellular component: membrane. Lineage: Eukaryota; Metazoa; Chordata; Chondrichthyes; Myliobatiformes; Myliobatidae. The transcript is spliced from 12 exons.